Molecule: messenger RNA, 789 nt
Organism: Hyphopichia burtonii NRRL Y-1933
Lineage: Eukaryota; Fungi; Ascomycota; Pichiomycetes; Serinales; Debaryomycetaceae
Gene: ARL1
Product: Arf family GTPase
Exons: 1
Coding region: 186-743 (185 amino acids)
Biological process (GO): vesicle-mediated transport; intracellular protein transport
Cellular component (GO): cytoplasm; Golgi apparatus
Molecular function (GO): GTPase activity; GTP binding
Source: RefSeq, a predicted model, not a curated record
GGAGAACGAUUGAGUAGUAGCAGAAGAACCUUGGACCCAGAAAAGUUGGUUUUGAUCCGAGAAAAUUGAGUAGAAAUCAUUGAAUCUGGCGGUAUUUUUUUAUUUUUUGCUUCAUUUAUAAAUUUUCAGUCUGACAAAUCACUAGAAACACCGAAACAUAUUCAUAAAGAGUGAUUGCAUAUACCAUGGGACAAGUGUUUAGUUUUACUAAUAUUUUUGGGAAGUUAUGGGGGAUGAACAAGGAGAUUAGAAUUCUUAUUCUAGGAUUAGAUGGUGCCGGUAAAACAACCAUUUUAUAUCGAUUACAAAUGGGAGAAGUUGUUACUACUAAACCAACGAUUGGGUUUAAUGUUGAAACAUUGAAAUAUAAGAACUUGACUCUUAAUAUAUGGGAUUUGGGUGGACAAACAUCUAUUAGACCAUAUUGGAGAUGUUAUUAUAAUAAUACUGCAGCCGUGAUAUUUGUGGUUGAUUCAACCGAUAAAGACCGUAUUGACGUUGCUUGUAAAGAAUUACAUAUGAUGUUAAGAGAAGAAGAAUUGCUAGAUAGUGCUCUUUUGGUAUUUGCUAAUAAACAAGAUCAGCCAGGGGCUAUGACUGCAGCCGAAGUCUCCCAGGCCCUUAAUUUGACUGAUUUGAAAGAUAGAAGUUGGAGUAUCGUGGCCUCUAGUGCCAUCAAGGGUGAAGGGUUGACCGAAGGGUUGGACUGGUUGAUGGACGUCAUCAAGGAUGAACAAUUGUAAAAUAGUUUUUAGUUUUUAUGUCAAUAUAUUAUGGUACAGAUUUUUG